This is a messenger RNA of Caenorhabditis remanei, 1626 nucleotides long. RefSeq lists its product as uncharacterized. The record is from RefSeq and is a predicted model, not a curated record. The transcript is spliced from 10 exons. NCBI's taxonomy places the organism in Eukaryota, Metazoa, Nematoda, Chromadorea, Rhabditida, Rhabditidae. The coding region runs from base 1 to 1626 and encodes 541 amino acids.
AUGGCUGACGACGAGGACGACAUCGUGUGGAUCCGUGAAGACGCCUCAGGUGCGCCAGUCUCCUCACCGACCUCCCCAACAACUCCAGCCACUAUAAUCGAAGUGUCUCCAAUCCUAUCCGACGCCUUCGAUAAACCAAUUCUGAAGACGUCGUGUGGACCUCCAGAAGUCACUAUCUCAGCGCCACCACCGACACCUCCGGUGACUUCAGAAGUAGUGAAUUCAGAAGUCAAAUCACCACAGGCUCCAGGAAUCACCCCGAUCGAGUUCAAGUUAGCGGAAGUUGCUCCAGAAUCCACAAAAGUAGAAGUGAAGGAUCCAGAAUCCCCGAAAAUUGAAACGAAGACUCCAGAACUCCCUAAAGUUGAAAUCAAGGCUCCAGAAUCCCCCAAAAUCGAAGUCAAGGCUCCAGAAGCACCAGAAGUCAAAACUUCAGAAUCCUCUGCUCCACAAACCCCGAAAAUUGUUGAAUCCGUUGUGGAAGACGUCAAGAAAUCAGAAGAUGCUCCAGAAGAGAAUCAGGAUCAGCUAACCGCCAAGUUGGAUCCAAAAACACCGAAUUCAGUGGAUGAUAACAGCAUGAGUUUUGAUAUCAGUGAAUGCGAGCGAAACUUCAACAAGGCGAUCCGUGAGGCGUCCGACAUUCUAGAAGAUUUCGAUCAAAAAUCGAAACAAGUCGCCGAGAAUACGAAAUUUGUGGCGAGAGAAUUGGCUGAAUUAGCGGCGUCAGCUCCACGUGUAUUCCAGAAGACUAUCGACGAUCAUUCUCAGGUUCCAGAGAUUUCAGAGCUACCGUCGAGAGGCCUUCCCAAAAACGUGGAAUCCGUGCUAAUCGGCGAGGGACUUCUCGAGGAGAUCACCGGCACCCUCGUUCUUCCAAACGGACAUGUUCUGGUGACAGAUGAACGAGUUGGGAUAAUUUUGUUCGAUUUGGAGGGGAAUGUGUUGGCUAAGAUUAAUACACCGGAAUUCCGGAAAUUGUGGAGCCCCGUCUAUCAUAAGGAGCAUAUUUUGGUGCUCGCCGACGCUCAAAACGCCGCCUCCCACUGGGUCCGUCACGUCAUCAAAUUCUCCUUCCAACUCGAAUACGUCGCUAAAAUCGAGUGUCCCUCAUGGCUCGCCGAGUGCACAAUUCUCCGGGAACGUUUGAGUAUCGCACACAAUGAUCACUUGUAUCUUUGUGUUUGUGGCGAGAUCUUCUCGGGUCUAUACGAAUUGACACCGAUUGGACAGUGGACUGAGUUAGAAUACAAACUGUCGGAGGCGUAUGUGGAUAUGUUGGCGUUUGCAACGAUUGGACCGAUUACUCAACUGUUGGUGGUGGAGGGCCGUCGCAACUACGUCCUCCUCGUCUCUGUCCGUGAAUCUCGAAUCGUCGAUAAAAAGCGAAUGGCGAUUUGUGAGCGACCCGGUGCUCUGGCUAGGGAUGAAGCUGGCCGUCUCUUCGUCGCGAACCGAUUCUCCGCCAGCAUUCAACUAGUCGAUACAAUGCGUUGGGUAUCCGAAAAAAACGUGGCGAUCACUGAAGCUUUUGUUCGCCACUUCACCGCGUGUUGGGGUCUUCUGGCGAUCCCUCUGAAGAAUGCGGUACGUCUUCAGAGAUAUUCGUUCCGCUCUCUUCGCUAA